AUGGAUCAUCCCAAGGAGAAGUAUGCAGGAAUCGUAAUCUCACUCAGCACACAGUUUGGCCAGGUGUCCAGCCCGGCAAAGCCAGAGUUCUCCCCGACAGUGAGCCAUCGUCGUCGAGUGUGCGCUAUCAUCGAGGGGCUAGCAGAGAAGCAGGCGAUCAGCAUGGCAGCGAUGCAAGCCAUCCAAACUGUCAACGCCAUGUUUGCACAGACAGAUCUUGCCGAGACUGAGAAACUCAAGAGCUCGUUGUCCGAGAGAGCCAAGCACAUGUUCUUUCCGAAGCUGGUGUCCCCCUACAAGGAAUUCUCGAGGAAGACUGGAGUGUGCAUGGAGGGCAGUCGGAUCUUCGUUUGCGAAGUCCAGCAGCUGCUGCACUCGAUGAAAGAAUCCUCUUUUGUCAAGGACCAGCAGAUCCUCGCCUCAGAGAUUGAGAACCUGAAGCAUUCUUUGGAGAGCUUGCCCGAUCGACCGAUGGCACUUGCUCCGCCAGAUCCUCACGUGUCAGAGGACUUUCGUUGGAGGAAGCAGUAUCUUGAACUAGAGCAGAGACACCAGGCGCAGGUGAAAGAGCUUGAUGAGCUCAGGUUGCUGUCGAAGACGCUGGCUAGGACAAACGAAAAUCUUGAGGUUGAAAUCGGCAGACAGAAGAAAGAGAAAGACCAACUUUCCAAGGAAAUAGAACAUCUCAAUCAAGAGAAGGGAUCAGUCGAAUUGCAGGUGUCAAGACUGAUGUCGAACAUGGAACAGCUUAAACGGGAGGCUGCUGAUGUUGACACGCGAUUCUCAGAGCUGUUGGUGCAAGCCUCCUGCCAUGAGCAAGAAAUUUCUACUCACAUCCAAGAGAAGAGGGCUCUUACUCUAAGGAUUGAGAAGUUGGAGCAUGAAAAGAAGGCGCUGGAACAGGCGGCAGCGUUUCUGAUGUCUCCCUCCCAUCAGGCAAAGAAGAUGCAGAACGACAGGCAGUUUGAGGCUCUUGAGAAGGAGAAACAUAAUCUUACCACGCUGCUGGACGACUCCAAAAAGACGAUCAGCGAUUUGACCUUGAAACGACAAGCUUGCAGCAGCGAAGUCUCCAAGUUUGUAGACUACAUCCACGCCACCGUCCGAUCCUGUUCUGAAUCAAUUCGUGAAUUGGAAGAGGAGAACAAGUCUGCAAUGAUGGUCUUCGAGCAGCAGCAAAAGAAAAUCUUGGAGAUUGGCACGCACUCCUCGUACUACCAGCAGAGUCUCCAUGGCCUGCAAAUCAUUUUGGAAGAGGUACAAAACGAGAAAGCCAAUCUUGCUUCCAAACUUGAGGAUAGCAGAGCGCAGCUUGAGGAACUAUCGGAACAACAUCAGUCGGUCAGGCAGGAGCUCGAGUCCCUUGGCCAGGAGCUAGAUCGGGUCAGGGGCGAGCUUGCGGAGAGCAGGCGAGAGGCCGAGGCAGGCAAGGAGGAAGCAGCGGGGCUGAAGGAGGAGAGGAGAAAGCUUGUCGAGAGGGUGGAGGGCUUGACGGGAGAGAAGCAGCGUCUGGAGGAGGCGGCAUCGUUCCUGAUGUCACCGUCGCAUCAGACUAAGCGGUUUGAGCUUCUGAGGAGGCUUGAGGAGGUCGAGGGGGAGAGGGGGAGGCUGCUGGAGAAGUCGGAAGCUCUUCAAGCUCAGGUAGAGAGAAUGAGGGCAAUGUGCGAAGAUGCUGAAAAGGUAGCGAGGGAGGACAAGAAAAGCUUGCGCAUGUUGGCGUCAACCUCUGAACUCGUUGAUGAGCUGGAGAGGCAAGCUGAGCUCAUUCUCCAAAGGAUGAUCACGAUUGACUGUCACAACUCCAGAAUGGCACUUACGCACAUUGGAAACCAACAGACUCUAAAGCAACUUCAAGAAGAGAUGUCGGCCAAGGAUGCGCGAUUGAGGGAGGAGCGAAGAGAGGCGGAGCGGGCGAGGGCAGAGGCGGAGCAAGCAAGGCAGGCGAUGGGCCAGCUAGAAGCCGAGCUGAAGCAGCAGCAGGCAGUGCUGGAGGAGAGGGCGGGGAGAGCAGAGGGAGGGGCAACGAAGGAAGGGAGGAGGAGCGGAGGAGGCGAGGAGGAGAUGGCCGAGCUGAAGCGAGAGUUGGCGAGGAGGGACGAGGAGCUGAGGAAGGCUGCGUACGAGGCAGGGGCGGCGAGGCAGGACGCGGAGUUCUGGUCGCGGAAGGCAGAGGAGACGCGAGCGAGGCUGUCGGAGGUAGAGGAGGCGAUGCGGGAGAGCAAGAGGGAGCUGGAGGCGAGCCAGGCAGGGCGGAGGGAGGCGGAGGAGAGGCUUGCUGGAGCACGAGCUCAGAUGGAGGAGGCAAUAUCGGGCCAGGAGGCGCGAUUGAGGGAGGAGCGAAGAGAGGCGGAGCUGGCGAGGGCGGAGGCGGAGCAAGCAAGGCAGGCGAUGGGCCAGCUAGAAGCCGAGCUGAAGCAGCAGCAGGCAGCGCUGGAGGAGAGGGCGGGGAGAGCAGAAGGAGGGGCAACGAAGGAAGGGAGGAGGAGCGGAGGAGGCGAGGAGGAGAUGGCCGAGCUGAAGCGAGAGGUGGCGAGGAGGGACGAGGAGCUGAGGAAGGCUGCGUACGAGGCAGGGGCGGCGAGGCAGGACGCGGAGUUCUGGUCGCGGAAGGCAGAGGAGACGCGAGCGAGGCUGUCGGAGGUAGAGGAGGCGAUGCGGGAGAGCAAGAGGGAGCUGGAGGCGAGCCAGGCAGGGCGGAGGGAGGCGGAGGAGAGGCUACGUGCUGAGAUGUCUUCCCUCGCGAGGUUGCGGUUGGGAGGGGAGAGGCUGUGCACCUGCAGUGUGUGGCUGCUGGAGAAUGAGAAGAAGGUGUUUGGUCUCGAGCAAGCGUUGGCUGACUUGAGCUCCGUCCAUCGCUCUGUCCUCGGGGAGCUGGAGGGGAGGAGGGAGGAGGUUAUAAGGCUGAGCAAGAAGUUGAGGGCAGCGGAGGCAGCGAAGGAGGAGGAACGAAGAGAAGUGCUGCGGGCGAGGGAGGAGGAGGGCAGUGCAAGGGGCGGGUGCCGGCCCUGCUCCUGCAGGGAGUGGAAGGACAAGUGCGAAGCCCUCCAGCUGGACCUCUACAGGCUCUCCAAUAGGUUUGUGGUCUUCCAGGAGAGGAACGUCAAGUUUGCGGCCUCUGCAGUGCAGCUGGGUAAAGAGGUGGAGAUGUCUGGUCGGUGCUUCAUGGAACUUGCAGAGGACCUUCGCGAUCAGUUCGCGCAGUCGGCGAGUCUACGGAGGGAGGUGGAGGAUGGACGUGCUGCUCUCAUGCAGUGCCGGAGCGAGGUGAAGAGGCUGAGGAGGAAGCUGAGGGUGGCGGAGGAGUGGCAGACAGCCCAGGCUGAGCUGGACUGGAGGGUGCAGGAGGUGGAGGAGCAGGCGGCAGCGCUUGCCUCCGUCGUCUGCUCCCGGCUCGCAGGCAAGGUCGCGUGCCUGGUUGAGGAGAAGAGGACGAAGGAGGAGGUUUGUGCGCACCUGUCGCAUCUCCACAUGCUCCUGGAAGCUGAGAAGGGAUCUGUUGAGAUCGAGCUGGUCGCGACUUCUAACAAGCUCUCCCACCUCGAGUGCAACCUGCGGGAAGCUGAAGGAGAGCUGGAGAGGCGGAGGACGCAGCAAGAGAAGGUCAGGGCUGAGACGCUGGCGUUCAGGCAGCAGGCGUUGGAGCAGGCAGGGAUCCGGCAGCGUCUUGAGAAGGAGCUCAGCAACGCUGCGGGUCUCAUGGAGUACUACAAGCAGGAGCUGGUUGCAGUGCAGCAGCUGCUGUCUAGGAAGGAGCGUGAAAGGAGCGUCUCCCUUCCUCCUGCUCAAGUCGAUGCUGCAUGCCAGUGCGAGCAACGAGGAGGCAGGGGAAGAGGCGGGGAGGAGGAGGAGGAGAGACGAGUUGUGUGCAUCGAGAAGGCUCUGGCGGAGAUGUCUUGGUCACGUCAGCUUCUGGUGGAGGAGCUCAGCGCUCGGAAGAAAGAGGCGAAGCAGAUGCAGGAGGAGGUUCACUUGAGGAUGGUGGAGCGGAGCGUCUGUGCCAGGAGGGCUAGAGAGCUGGAGGAGGAGGCGAGAAGAGCGCGAGAAGACGCGGAGAAACUUGAGCAAGACUUUAGAAAACAAGCAGAGGCCUUGAAGAAGAAGGCACACGGUAUGGCUCCUUGA
Guillardia theta CCMP2712 is the source of this 4122-nucleotide messenger RNA. RefSeq lists its product as hypothetical. NCBI's taxonomy places the organism in Eukaryota, Cryptophyceae, Pyrenomonadales, Geminigeraceae. The record is from RefSeq and is a predicted model, not a curated record. The transcript is spliced from 5 exons. The coding region runs from base 1 to 4122 and encodes 1373 amino acids.